Molecule: messenger RNA, 4031 nt
Organism: Brassicogethes aeneus
Lineage: Eukaryota; Metazoa; Arthropoda; Insecta; Coleoptera; Nitidulidae
Source: the annotation of a GenBank genome assembly
AUGUUUAAGAUGGUUGUUUUGAUUGCAGUCACGUGACGCGAACAGCAAGUUGGCUACCUCCAGCGGAAGCGUGGAAAUGCAGCGACGAGUCCCUGCCUUAUGGCUGGGAGCGUUCUUUGGACGAUUCCGGAAGGCCAUAUUACAUCAAUCAUUUAAACAAGACUACCACGUAUGAGACGCCGAUUGUAAAGAGUUCAGAACCGCAACCGAAGCCGGAACCACGGGUUGUUACGUUGGAAAGAUCAUCUGCGUUGGGGUUUGGUUUUGUCGCUGGCUCCGAAAAACCCGUCAUAGUACGAUUCGUUACAGAAGGAGGUCCCAGCGUUGAAAAGUUGCUGCCCGGCGACCAAAUAUUAUCAGUGAAUGAAGAAGAUGUGAAAGAAGCUCCGAGGGAACACGUAAUAUCUUUGGUGCGAGCUUGUCCGAAAACCGUGCGUCUCAUUGUUUGUCAGCCGCCCGAGCAGCAGGGCGCCCGCAAAUCCACCCUGCUUUCGGCCAGCAAAAGGGCGAGACUCCGCAGCAAGCCGUCUAGGGUCAGGUUUGCCGAAAGUGUCUGCGUCAAUGGAGCCCCAUUGUUUCCCCCUUCUGCAUUCUCCCUGGGCGAUCUGUGUGUUCCCCCGAUGGCGAAUGUGUUAAAAGUGUUUUUGGAGAACGGCCAAACAAAAUCGUUCAAGUAUGAUGCAUGGACGACUGUGCAAGAUGUGGUUACCUCCCUGGAGACCAAGCUUUGUUUGCAAGCUACCGAACAUUUUAGUUUAGUGGUCGAACAUAUCAAAUCUCUGAAAAGGAACAAACUAACUCUGCUCGAUCCCACCGAUAGUUUAGCGAGGAUCGCUGCAAGACCUGGGGCACACAAAUUGAGAUGUCUGUUUCGAGUGGCUUUCGUACCAUCAUCGGCGGCCGAGUUGGCUCAAAGAGACCUGCACGCGCUGGAUUAUUUGUACACGCAAUGUUGCAACGACGUGAUCCAGGAGAGAUUUGCCCCGGAGUUACAAUACGAUACGGCAUUAAUGCUGGCGUCGCUGCACAUUCAUCAGCACGCCUUGGCAAACAAUAUUCCAGGCACGAAAUUAACAAUCAAGACGAUAGAGAGGGAUUUCGGUUUGGAACGUUUUGUGCCCGCAUCGCUUUUAGAAAACAUUAAGCGCAAGGAAGUUAGGAAAUUAAUAGGACAUUUUUUGAAAUUGCAUUCGAACAUGGCCGGGCCCGGUAAACAACUUACAACGCUCCAAGCGAAACUGCACUAUUUGGAUAUUGUUAGUCAACUACCUAGUUAUGGAGCCAAAUGUUUUUCGGCCGGUCCUAAAGGCGACGCUAUGGAAAGAGUUAUUUUAGUUAGUCCGAAAUUCGGAAUUAGUCAAAUUAUGGGCACAAGGAAUUCAGUGUUUCAGCCGGUCCCAAUUGCGAAUAUUGAAGAUAUGCGAAGGAUAGAAGUUAAAAGCGACGACGAAAUAAGUCGGACUAUUUUAAUUCGUUUGCAAAAUGAUAAAAUGGUUUCGAUUUUUUUGGAAGAAAGGGAUGCAAACGAACUUGUUUUAGUUGUUAGAGGAUAUUUUUAUUUGGCGACGGGUCAACAGUUACCUUUAGAUCAAGAAGAAGAGGCCCCAAUGGAGGACUUGGCUCCUCCAUUUUUAUCACAUCAUCGUGUAGUACCUGAAAAAUGGAGCUAUAUAAACCAGAGCAAUGUUAAAUCUAUAUGCUUUGCCAUGCAACCAAUUUAUCAAGGAAUUAAUAAGAAAACAAAUGGUCUCUAUAACACUAUGGGCCGACAGAGCAAGACGCCGUUAAUGUUAGGAUACAGUUUAGAUAGCAAUAUGAACAAUUCUUUAUCAAAUAGAAAUCAUCAAAUUAAAAGUGAUUACAAUAGUUUUGAUAGCACUUCGUAUGAUCUGCCAAGUGUGGUUUCAAUGGAAAUUCUCGAAGGUGGAGUAGUUGAAACAAGAAACAACGAGGUGUUGCGAAGAAUUCACGAAAUGCAACAACUCGUUGAAAAUUCCGAAAAGUAUUUAACCGAACAACAAAACUUGGAAAGAUUACAAUCGGUGGCUGAGUGGCAAGAGACCAGCGUCGAUAUAGAAAGCGAUACUGAUAGUUUAUUAACAGAAGAUGCACCGGGUAAAUUAAAACACAGUGACUCUUUGUUGUUAUUAACAAAGGGCCAUACAAACAAUGAUCCCAAUCCAAAGCCAACAUUCACAAAUGCGGCCAUUGAAUUGCUGCGAUCUGAAACCAUGCAAUCAGAAAGCGACAAUGAUUCUAUAUAUACUCCGGCAAACUCUCCAAAACACAUAUUUGCAACUGACUGCAAAUCCAACCGAAUUAGCUUCGGUCUGCGUAGUCCAGAUAACAGCGCAGACAAAGAGUACGAUUUCCAAGCAUAUCUCCAGCAACUUAAAGACUUACGGAACAAUGGCGGCCAAAGCACCGCAGACGUGGAUUCCAUCAACGACAUCUACGUUUUUGAUCCAGACCUAAUAGACUUAACUAAUAUCCCUCCACCUGGAACACCCGAUGAACUUGAUUGUGCCUUAUCCACUCCUAUAAACGUACCUCCAAGUUCAUUCGCAGACUCUGUUGACAAAUUAAACAGGAUUGGAAUCGUUAACAUCGAUGAAGACCUGGAGGAGUUUUUAGCCAGCGUCACUGUACAACCGCCAACGCAGAGACUCACUCCAGCAGUGGAAUUAACGCCCGAAGAGAUUAUGGCGUACAUUAUACCCCCACCUCCUGUUCGUGAUAGUUUUGAAAACCUGACAAUAAAUGAUGAAAUUCUCCCACAAAACACAACUAAUGGCAACGCAGAGAGACCAGAAAACGUAAUAGAAUACCCAACGGUUGAUAGAAAGGGAGCAUUUUCGUGCUGUGCCAAAAGUAAGUCUGAUAAAAAUCCGAAACUAGAGACAGCACCCAUCCAGCCAUUGCCAAGAAGAAGUUCCGACGAAACACCGCCGGAACGGCCACCGAAAAUCAUUCCAGAAGAAAGGCAAAGAUCGCAAUCGCUGUCCACAAAACCAAACUCCAAUGGCGAAUAUCCUCCAAAACUGCCGCCAAGGGGAGACAGUCAGCAGGCACCGCCACACUUGUUUUUACCGCCGAAAAAACCUCCGCUACCACCUGUACCACCGUUGGAAGUGUUAAGACAAAUGAAGAAUAUCCAGCAAGCGAAACCGCUAUCGGAAGCUAGAACUGCCAGUAUCGGUUCUCCCCAUUUUCAAAGAAACAGGAACAUGUCGAACGAUCUUGAUUCCAAUUACGUUUGGUCUGAGGAAGGCAAAUCGACUCUCAAACUAAGAACAGCUGUCAGCACGCCUACGUCUCCGCAUUUAGGAAGGGGGGCCCAAUUAAUUGCAAUACCGAUCGACUCCCCGGACGGCCCAAGAAAUACUCAAGAAAUUAAAAUGGCUCCUGUACCUUUGCCCAGAUCCACAAUUUACGCCCAGAGUAAUGGGGAUGGGGCCGUGAAUCAUUUCAAAUUUAAAGAACAGGAAAAUCAUUUAAGAAACGGUUCUCCAGUUAAGAAUGGCUUUGUUUCGACAAGAGAAAAUUUGUUGGCGAAAACCGAUGUGGCGAUGGCCAAUCUGCUACUGCGACUUGAUCAGGUUGCUGCUCAGUGCAGUGUGGCCCAAGUGCAUGGAGGUGGAAGGCUGAUAAGUGAGGAGAAGUUUCAGAUUGCUAAAGAAGAACUAACUUCACAAUCCCUCCAACUGGUGACUUCCAGCAAAAUGUUAGUAAUCGCCAUGUCGGAUCCCAGUCUACCCGACUUGCCGGAGAAUUUGGCCAUAUGUCUGACAAUUUUGCGCAGGCUGACCGAACUGUGUCAAGAUCUUACAAGCCACACCACCGCUCCCCUGCAAACCAGGAAUUUGAUUUUGAAAGUGCACGACGUGACCGCCGCCUUUCGUCAUCUUAUUACCUCGAAUAUCGACAGAAGUUCUCAAAAAUCAAUUGAAGAACACCUGGCUGCCCAGGCAGAAUCACUGGCCAAUGUUUUGGCGACUUUAUUGCGAAGUCUACGGGUAUUUUCGCCUUAG